AGUUGAGGCAGGACAGGGAGAGGCAGAACCACGCUUUGGGAGAGUCCCCGUCGAUGGCGCAGAUUCAGAACAAGCAGAACAGAGAUCAGCAGUAUCUGGCGGUGCGCGUGGGUAGAGGGCAGCAGCCUAUAGCCGUUGAGGAUGCUUACAAAGCCGAAUCCGCCGAUUACAUCGAAGACAUCUGUCCGUACGCCACCUUCCAGCUGUCGAAGCCGGCGUACAGCGAGAGCUCGUACAGCGGGAACGUCUACAGUGGGCCGUACCACUCGGUACGCGGGUCUUUUGUUUAUCAUGAUGUUAAACCUCCACCUAUUGAUAAGUUUAAGUUAGGACACAGCAAGGAACCAGAAUACACGAAGGUACGACGAAAAGGCGGCAGACUGAGGGAUCCGCACUCAGAGAGUCAAGAAUCUGAUAAUCUGGGCAGCACUGACUCAGAGGUGAAGAAGAUAUUAACGCUACAUCUGCCUAUUUCAGAGUACGAUACCCUCGGGAGCGAUUCCGAAGGGGACGGUCGGGCAACAAGCCAAGAGCUAGUGUCCUUUACACACAGGAUGCGCGGUGGCGCCGAAGGCGGAUCGUCCUCUUCGUCGGAGACGUCACCUCCAACCGGCAGCGUCAAUAGGAAAGCGUAUCCGACGAGGAAGGGCAAAAGCAAAGGGAUGCCCAGUCUGGGGAAGAGGCACGUCCGCAGCAGCAGCGGAUAUUCGAGCCACAACGACGAGACGACUUUCAGCAUCUCGCACAGCUUCAACGAUCGCAUCCAUCCGCCGUCCAGGUUCUCCGACAUGAGCGAAAACGAGGGCGAGAAGAAACCGCCGCACGGUCGAGGAAUGUCCAGAUUGACGAGGGAGGCCUUCCAAAUAAACGUAUGAUGAUCGCACCUCGAAUCGCCAUCGCCGAUAGAUGGAGGAGAGAUCGAACGACGCCCCACGUCGGCCGCCAAAAUCACAAAAUCGGCGUAAGGUUUAAAUGAAAGAGGGUGCCUUUUUUUUGUCAUUCCUACGAGAAAGAUUUUUUCAGUUUCAUUCGAACGUAGCCAAAACAAAAACAGAUAAUUAAUUUUCAUCAUAAACCACAAUUCCUCAACCAACACCCCUCCGUAAUAAUUCUUCCCAAAUAUUAUAUAUAUAUAUAUAUACAUACACGUGGUGGACUGUGCCAAAUAAUAAUAAUAAUAAUUACAAAACUGAAAUAAUUGCUUGGAUGUGACAAAUAUAUUGCAUAUAUAAAAGAGAGCGUGUCUUCAGCGCCAUCUUCAAAUCGAGCGAUCAACUUCUUCCUGAUUCUCUCCCUAAUCGCAUACCGUCAAGUUAUUAGAUUUUUUUUUCCAAAUUGGAUCCAAUCAGAUUUGAGAAACGGUACCACACAUCGCUCGAACUGAAGUUAUGAGUUAUGCAGCACACGGUGCGCGAGUGUAUAUCAUGUAUGUUAUAGAUUUUAUAGAUUGUUACGAUAAUGUUAUUAUUAUUAUAUAUUAUGAUUAUUAUUAAUAUUUAAUAUUGAUGAAAGAGAGAGAGAGAAAAAGAAAAAUGCGGAUGGAUGCAAAGGAAAACACUUCUUUCCUAAUUAAAAAAAAAAUAACUCUAGUUAAGAAACUAAUCUCUAUGUGCCAUUGGAUUACUUUCACCACAAACAAACAAAUAAUUGCAUACAAAAGCGUAUGUAACGAGGAUAUUUAAAAGAAAUAAUCAUCGGUGGCUGCAAUUGCGGUUGCCUAACGAAGAAGAAAGGGUAUACAUAUUAAUAAAUGGAUGAUGACAUACAAAUUGACGUUUACUAUAACAUUUAUUUAUUUAUUUAUUUAUUUUGUAUAAUUCACUGACGACUAAUUAAUUGUAAUAUUUACUUUGAAUGCAAGGAAUGUAAUCGACGAAACUAACUGAAUAAAUAAUAUGAUAUUAUUACGA
Molecule: messenger RNA, 1910 nt
Organism: Nicrophorus vespilloides
Lineage: Eukaryota; Metazoa; Arthropoda; Insecta; Coleoptera; Silphidae
Exons: 4
Source: RefSeq, a predicted model, not a curated record